Tetranychus urticae (two-spotted spider mite) is the source of this 3782-nucleotide messenger RNA. RefSeq names its product importin-7 msk (gene msk). Gene Ontology annotation, cellular component: cytosol; nuclear envelope. The record is from RefSeq and is a predicted model, not a curated record. Gene Ontology annotation, biological process: protein import into nucleus. Gene Ontology annotation, molecular function: small GTPase binding. Lineage: Eukaryota; Metazoa; Arthropoda; Arachnida; Trombidiformes; Tetranychidae.
GGUUUUUUCACACAGAAGAAAAGUGUGUGUGUAACGUUUUAUUGGCAACAUUGGUAACUCGUUUUUUUGGCUAAUUUAUUUCGUGUUUUUGUGUAUUUUCCUUCGAUUUUCCAUAUCCCAUUUCUCUCUUUUUUUGUAUUUUUUUACAGUGAUUGGCAUCCUUAAGUUGGUAAAUUGAUUAUUAACAAUGUCAGAUUUAAAUAAACUUGCCGACAUUUUCAGGGGGACUAUUGAUCCCAAUGAAAGGGAAAGUGCAGAAAAGCAAUUGGAAAUGAUUUACAAAAUAAUUGGCUUUACACCUUCGAUCUUGCGUCUGGUGAUGGCUGAUGGAGUUGAAAUGUCUAUUCGGCAAGCUGCCGUUAUCUAUUUGAAAAAUAAUGUUAUUGCUUAUUGGAGUGACAAAUCUAAUGGACCUGGUCUGGACAAUGAUUUUAAUAUCCACGAAGCUGACAGACAAAUCAUCCGUGACUCAAUAAUUGACGCUAUUGUUAUGGCUCCUGAACUUAUCAGUGUUCAUCUCGCUGUUUGUGUUAGCCACAUUAUCAAAGCAGAUUUCCCUGGAAGAUGGCUCGGGCUUGUUGACAAGAUUUGUAUCUACCUUCGGCAUCCAGACACCAAGUGCUGGAUGGGUGCAUUGUUAGCUUUAUAUCAAUUGGUUAAAAUUUAUGAAUACAAAACUGGCGAUGAUCGAGCACCAUUAGAUGAAGCAAUGAACCUCCUUUUGCCUCUAAUUUAUCAACGUUGCGGACAACUUUUAGGUGAUCAUUCGGACCUAUCUAUUUGCCUUCAGAAACAGGUGUUGAAAAUAUUUCACGCCUUUACUCAGUAUUCAUUCCCUUUAAAAUUGAUUAGUAAUGAAAUAUUUGCCCAAUGGAUGGAGUUAUUUCGAGUUAUUCUCGAGAGACCCAAGUUUCGUAAUUUCGAACAAGAAAGAGAAGAAUCAAACUGGUGGAAGUGUAAAAAAUGGGUACUACAUAUACUGUCAAGAGUUUUCGAAAGAUAUGGUUCACCUGGAGCAGUGUCGAAAGAAUACAAUGGAUUUGCUAAUUUUUAUAUCAAAACAUUUUCCGGGUGUGUUAUCGGGCUUCUGUUGAAAAUAUUAGAACAGCAGGGUAACAAGCAUUACGUUGACUCUAGAGUUCUUCAGUUGACCUUGGUUUACCUAAGUACAGCUGUUAACCACGCCGUCACAUGGAAACUGAUUAAACCGCAUACCAUGCUUAUAGUUCAGAAUAUUUUGUUCCCGUUGAUGUGUUACACCGACGAAGAUGAUGAAUUAUGGACAACUGAUCCUCAUGAAUACAUCAGAAUGAAAUUUGAUGUUUUCGAAGAUUACGUUUCACCUGUUACUGCAGCACAAAAUUUGCUUCACAUGUUCUCUCUUAAAAGAAAAGAAAUGCUACAAAAAAUUUUGGCCUUUGUUUUCCAAAUUUUAAACGACUCGAAUUCAGAUGCUCGCAUGAUUGACGGAGCUCUUCACAUAGUUGGGUCGGUAGCGGAUAUUUUAUUAAAAAAAGAGAUGUACAAAGAUCAAAUUGAAGAGCUUUUGGUCACUUACGUAUUUCCCUAUUUUUCAAAUCAACACGGUUAUCUCCGAGCUCGAGCUUGCUGGGUCCUAAAUUAUUUCUCAGGAACUAGAUUCCAAAGAGAUUCUAAUUUAGCAAGCGUUGUCCGUAGUGUUGAAAUGUGUCUAAUGCACGAUAAAGAAUUACCUGUUAAAGUCCAAGCGGCAAUAUGUAUCCAAGGUAUCUUGACAUCCCAAGACAAAGCUCAGAAACUAAUGGAGCCCAAUAUAACUCCUAUUUCAUUUGAGAUACUAAACCUCCUUCGAGAAACUGGAAACGAAGAUUUAACUUCAGCUAUGCAGAAAUUGGUUUGCUUGUAUCCAGAACAAAUGAUGCCCAUAGCUUUUGAAAUUACACAACAUUUAGAACAAACUUUCUAUCAAAUUUUGGAUUCGAGUGCUGACGAAGAUAAUGAAGACAAAGCAAUGACCGCAAUGGGAUUGCUAACAACUAUUGACACCAUCUGUACAGUUAUGGAAGAUCAGAAAGAGAUAAUGGCACAAUUACAACCAGUUGUUGUUCGAUUGGUCGUUAAAAUUUAUCAAGAAGAGUUAAUGGAGCUGUAUGAGGAAGCUCUAACUCUUGUAUGUACUGCCACCACCAACAGUAUAUCACCUGAUCUUUGGAAAAUUUACGAACUUAUGUACCAGGUUUUCAAAAAAGAUGCUUUCGAAUAUUUUGGGGAUAUGAUGCCAGCUUUGCACAAUUUCAUUACCGUGGAUCCUCAAACUUUCGUCAACAAUCGUAAUCAUGUUCUUGCUAUGUAUGAUAUGUGCAAGACAGUUUUAAACAAUGAUGCCGAAGAAGAAGCUGAAAGUUAUGCAGCUAAACUAUUGGAAUGUAUGAUUCUUCAGUUUAAAGGUCAAAUUGAUGAAUGUAUCAGACCAUUUGUAGAACUUGUUCUGACUCGACUUACUCGUGAAGUCAAAAAUACCAGUCUACAACAAAUUUGUCUACAGGUCAUUAUUGCCGCUUUCUACUAUAACCCUAUCCUUUUAUUGAAUAUUUUGAACGAUAUGCAGCCAAUCGAUUCAAAUCAAUCGCUGUUUACACAUUUUAUCAACCGCUGGUUAAGUGAUAUAGAAUGUUUCAAAGGAUUACAUGAUAGGAAAAUCUGUGUUUUAGGUCUGAUAACUUUAAUCAGUUUACCACCGGAGAAAAGAGUUGCCAUUAUCAAUGAAGCGUCACCUCAAUUAAUGCCCUCGAUCUUAAAACUGUUUGACGGUUUGAAGUUAGCCUAUCAAUCAAAAGCGAAUGCGGAAAAUGCUGAUGAGGAAGAUUCUGAAGAAGAACUGGAUGAAGACAGUGACGUGGAAGCUUUGGAGGAUGAAGAAGACCAUGUUGCUGCUGCCGAUUACCAUAGUAGAAUAUUAGGAAAAAUAAAUUCCCCCGCCUGUCCUUUCCCAGUUACAUCAUCUUACUUACGAGAUGAUGAGGAUAUCAGUGAAGACGAUGAGGAUGAAUAUAGUGAUGAUGAAGAGGCUGAUUUCGUUCAAACUGCCUUGGAAAGCUAUACCACACCAUUGGAUGCUGAUGAUACAGACGUAGAUGAAUAUGUUAUUUUUAGAGAAGUUCUCGAAAUGUUACAAAAGAAAGAUCCCAAUUGGUACAAUGUUUUGAUGUCACCUUUAAAACAAGAACAACAAGAGGCUUUACAAUCCGUUUUCAUUUUGGCCAGUCAACGAAAAGCCGCAGCAGAAUCACGUAAGAUCGAGAAACUCGGAGGUUACAUGUUCCACACUCAAACCGUGCCUAGCUCUUUCAAUUUCGGAGGAACACCUAUUGUAUAGCUUUAAUGUAUCCAUUGACAAUUUCUUUGAAAAUCUUCCUCGCCUCAAUAAUCAGCCAUUCUGGCCUUUUCUGAAAAAAAUCAUUCUCCUUUUUUCUUUCAUACUAAUUUCCUUUUUUGUCAUCUUGUUACCACGUUCCUUUUUCCACACCCUAUCUCUCUUUUUCUCUCAUCAUCACUUUAUGGAGAUAAUUUAAGUAUGUGUUGGCUAACUUUAAUUUUGGUUCUUACAGCCAUUCAAAGACGAGUUUACAUUUUAAUUGAAAGGCUUAAUUUGCUUGCAAAAUAAUAUUCACAAUCUUUAAUUAAAUCAAUACAAGGCACAGUUGAAGAUUUUUCUUCGUUGCCACUUGGUUUGUUAAACGUUUGAGACUUUCCUUAAAAUUAUUUGCCAUUAAAAUUUGAUAGUUGAUAGAGAUACUAUAAAA